Heterobasidion irregulare TC 32-1 is the source of this 2148-nucleotide messenger RNA. RefSeq lists its product as uncharacterized. Gene Ontology annotation, biological process: cellular response to gamma radiation; cellular response to X-ray; telomere maintenance. Lineage: Eukaryota; Fungi; Basidiomycota; Agaricomycetes; Russulales; Bondarzewiaceae. Gene Ontology annotation, molecular function: DNA helicase activity; telomeric repeat DNA binding; double-stranded DNA binding. The record is from RefSeq and is a predicted model, not a curated record. Gene Ontology annotation, cellular component: nucleus; Ku70:Ku80 complex. The coding region runs from base 27 to 1973 and encodes 648 amino acids. The transcript is spliced from 17 exons.
GAAAUAUUCGAGAAGCAAGUCGCGAUAUGGCACCAUACAAAGACUGGAACAAGAUGGAUGAAGAUGAGGAGGAUGAACUCCAAGACACCACGUACUUCGAGAGCAGACGGGAUGUGAUUCUUUUCUGUAUCGACUGCUCAGAAUCUAUGUCUGCACCGAGAGAACAUCCGAAAUACGAAGAUGCCCAGACAAGCCACUUACUCACCGCCCUUGAUGCUGCCGUCCAGAUCAUGAAGAAGAAGGUCACUGUGGGGCCCAAUGACUCUGUUGGAAUCAUGCUAUAUAAUACUGCAAAGGGUAUCACCUCUGGUCGGGUUUCAGACCUCAAAAGAGGGACGUUCGUACACCUGCCAAUCACCACUAUCAAUGCUCCGAAUGUCCUUGAUUUAACACGACUGGUGGAUGAGGCCCGCACUGAUAUGAGUGUGCUUCGCGAGGCAUGUCCACCUCUGGAUGACAGAUGUAUUCCUAUGGGUGACGUCUUCACGAGCUGCAACUGGGUUCUCCGAGAUGGAGCGCCGAAGACUGCGUCGAAGCGCGUUUUCCUCAUCACAGACAAUGAUGACCCGCACCGUGACGCGAUCAGCGAGAAGCUGCUUCUGGCUGCGCGAACGACUCUUGUUGAUCUCGUGCAAGCAGGGGUGACGGUGGAGCCUUUCUUCAUCAGCACCGAAGACAAGCCGUUUGAUCAGACAAAAUUCUGGACGAACGUCCUGUUGUCUUCGGAGUUCGACGACUCGGAGUCUCAGACGGGGAGCUCUGAGCUUCCCGAGUCGAUCUCAAUCACGCGCAUUGACGACCUGUUAGACCAGAUGCGCUUCCACGAGCUGCCGAAGCGUGCAUUGUUCAGCGUCUCGCUGCAGCUCGCGCCCGAUUUCUGCAUCGGCGUCAAAGGCUACGGGCUCGUCGCAGAGCAGCGCAAGGGCGCGUACAAGUACUUUGCAGACCUUGGGGACAGGAUGGAGGUCGCUGAGAGUCGGACGGCGUAUGUGGACGAGGAUCGACAAGCGGAGGUGGACAAGCACGAUAUCGUGUUUGGUAUGACGCUUGGAGCCACCGGAGACGACCAAGACGCGCCAGGAGGGUUCGGCACGAGGGCCGUGGGUGUAGGCAAGCGGGUGUUCUACACCGCAGACGAAGUGCGAUCUUUCCGCACCCUUGGGCUCGAGCCGGGCAUAAAGUUGCUUGGCUUCAAAGAUCGCGAUGACCUUGCUUUCGAGGACAACGUGCGGCAUUCGACGUUCAUAUACCCGGAUGAGAUGGCGUACUCGGGCAGCAAGCGGACGUUCUCCGCGCUCGUGAAGACCAUGGCCGCCAAGGACAAGAUCGGACUGGCGCUCGGCACCAUGCGGCGCAACUCGGUGCCUAUGUUCUAUGCCAUGCUUCCGCAGACCGAGAAGCUGGAGGAGUCUGGAUGGAUGGAGCCCGCGGGGAUACACCUUGUGCCGCUGCCGUUCGCGGACGAUAUCAGGGCCGCGCCGGUGGAGCAGGCCAUUCGAGCCAAGAAGGACGCCGUGGAUGCAGCGAAGGCAAUCGUUAAGAAGCUGGCGAUCAAGAACGGGACGUACAUGCCAGACUCGUAUCCGAACCCAGCGCUCGCGUUUCAUAACGAGCAGCUAGAGGCGACGGCGUUCCGAGAGGAGUACGAAGCGGACUCGUUCGAGGACGUGACGGCGCCGAAUUAUGACACGAUACACAAGAAAGCCGGCCCGCUGAUCGAAGCAUGGGCGCAAGCGAUCGAAGCGGAUGAAGGCGCAAACACGACCGUCGUCGUCGCUGCUGCCGCCGGAACCAAGCGGGCUGCGACCGUGAGCGUCGACGAAGCGGAGAUCCGGAGCAAGUACGAGUCCGGGUCGAUGGCGAAGCUGCGCGUCGACCAGCUCAAGGACUUUCUGCGCAGCAAGAGUCUGCCCGUAUCGGGAGUAAAAGCGGCGCUGAUAGAGCGGGUCGCAGAGUGGAUGCACGCGCACUGAGCACGGUGGACACGACGCAGCUGAGGGUGAGUGCCGCAUCUCGGUGGCGGGUCCGACUUUGCUUGGGGUCGGUCGCCGACGCGGCGUGGUUUAGGAAUAUAUGGGCUUUGGCGCGAUGUCGAAACUGUAGCAUUAGUCUGUACAUUAUGAAUCAGAUGGUAUCUUGAGCCUGGUG